Molecule: messenger RNA, 1032 nt
Organism: Tinamus guttatus (white-throated tinamou)
Lineage: Eukaryota; Metazoa; Chordata; Aves; Tinamiformes; Tinamidae
Source: RefSeq, a predicted model, not a curated record
AUGACAGAAGAGAACAAGUUCUGCAAAAAUUGUAAACGAGAUGUGUCCACUGCCAAUUUCUCCCUCCACGAGGCCCACUGCCUGCGGUUUCUCAUUCUCUGUCCAGAAUGUGAUGAACCAGUUGCCCAAAAGAAUAUGAAAGACCAUCAAACAGAAGCACACAAGCAGGUCAGAUGCAAUCUUUGUCACCAGAGUAUGCAGCAGUACCUGCUGGAGUAUCAUGAGGUAAGUACAGACCACCAAGAAUGAAUGAAAUGCAGCAUCUGCGAGUUGGAAAUGCCCUUCAACAAGUUGCAGGAACACCUGAAUGCCUGUGCCAGCCGAACGGAGCGGUGUUGGGAAUGCAACACAUACGUCAUGUACAAAGAUCAGAACAAACACAAAGAUAUUUGUCAGAAAAGCAGUCUGUCCAACCACAAGGACGUUGUUGCACUUGCCGGCCAGAAAGCUUUCAAAUCCAGCACUGACUCUCCUCUACCUUCUUCCUCUCUGGCUUCCUCUUCCAAUUCUGAGAAUGCAAAGGCAUGGAAAGAUGUCCGUCCCAAAGGGAAAGAAAGAGACCAGCCAUUGACCUCCAAAACCUUGCUCAAACCUCCAAAGAACAAAAAGAGGGUUGGCUUUCUUUCUCCCACAAAGAGUGGGCUUUCCACAUCAGCUCAAGCUCUUAAAGACACUCUGUGUUAUGACAUGAUGGUGGCCUGUGCCCACUGCAACACUUUCCUGCCACUUUCGACCCUUCGAAAACAUGAGAUCAAGUGUCUACACUUGACAACUUUACAAAAUACUAAGAUGAAGCCAAAAUCAAGUCAUGGAAAAGAAGAACCACACGUGUCUGCAGGUGUUGUGACUCGGGAGGGAGCUCAGAGCCCCCAGAGCUGCUUCCCAGUGCUCACGGGCUCCGGAGGGCUCCUGCGCCGGCUGCGCUGCCGCCCUGUGCAGGAAGGGCGGUGCAGGAGAGCGGCGUCCCCGUCCCACGCGAGGGCUUUGCUGGCCCAGGAGGGGGAGGCCGGUGUCUCCCCGUAUCAGUGUUAG